UCUGAAGGAAAUGGAUUGCUGAGAAACAGAACAGUGAAUAUUAUCUUUUAACCAGAGAUUGGAGGAAGUCUGAAAGUGUAAUCCACCAGAUGAUGGUGAUUACCUUAAAUCAUAAUUGUCUGCCAGCAUACAGGCUGGCCAUUGUCACGCUAUGGAGGAUUAUGAGUGAAUUAUGAGCAAUGGGAAUGGAAAAACCUUGGGCCUGGGACUACUUUCACAUGGGACAGCGUGAAUCAUGAGCAUUGUUGGUAGCAUCUGUUUUAAACUAUGCAAACCUACUAUAUGACAACUGAGAGCAGAAUUGUGGCUUCUAAGUUUAUGCAGAUAGCUCUAGUUCAGAGAAAAGAAAAGCAGAGAGCUGUGAUGCAGGGAAUUUGUUUUGCAUUUUUCUGAGUCAUCAGAAAAUCAGUAUGAUCAUAGUUAUUAGCAUGCUAGUAAUUUUAUUUGAACCGGUGGGUUCUGCUUUUAGUUUAAUACAGAAUCCAGUUUCAAGUGUAAAAUAAUAGCACAUGGAGAAGGGUUGGCCUGAAAAAUUUGAGGGAGAGAGGGAUAAAAGCUUCUGGAACUUUUGCUUUUAACUUACACUGACGUGAGACUUUCAUUCUACUUUUAUUGUAAGAACGAAAAAAUAUGCAAAUCUGUAAACAACUGUCAAGAAUUGAAAAAAACUAUUCUGAAUACAUCAAGAUAGCACAGAUGAUGUGUGACUGAUUCCAUUAAGCAUCUUCAGUAGCAUCCUAGAGAAAAAAAAACAUGAUCUUCCCGUUUCUACAGCGUGGCCUGGGAAUGAUCAGCACCAGGAAUUUGGAUUUGGCUUUCUUUACCAGCACCUUGCUUUGUGUCUUGUACUCCAGGUUUUUUGAGACAUGCUGUUAUAUUUAUUUAGUAUUUAGUUUGGUGCCUAAUCCUGUGGGGCCUUAAUUUUAACAUGAAGUUCUUGGGGAAAACAGCAGUAUAAGCGGGUAGCUAUAGUUGUGCAAAUCACUACUCAGCAAUGGAAAUCAGUUAGACCUCACAUAGACAUAUCUUUCAGUAAAGUGGAAACAAUGUUUUCUUUGUCUUAUUGAGCAGGAAGGUAGUAUCAAUACUGUGCUCUUGUGCAGUAUUUGUAAGUGAACAGUUGCAAGAUUUUCUGAAGAUAUUGAUAUGAACAGUCUGAGUUCUUCAGUGUCAUUUGCAGGCUCUCCUUAAUGUCCUGUAUGUGUUCAAUAUGAAGAAAAAUCAUUGAAUUCGAAAUCAGGUAUAAUGUACAGUUUCCAGACAAAUCCACCCAGUCCAUAUACUUCCUUCUGUGCAGUGCCCUGGAAACAGGCUGAGCUAUCAAGCAGGGGUUUCUUGUAUAUGUAGCAGCUAGGAGCUUGCUAGUGCUACCUCAAGGAUAGUUUUCAGCCUUAAGUAUUCUGCCAUUCAUUGCUCCAGGAAAGAAGAAUGCUAGUAACGGCCUGCCUUUGGCCUGCCUUUAUCGUUCAAGCAGGAACAGUUAGUUACCCACUUCCUCCUUGCAGUUGUGGAGCAUGGGAAGAUUUGCCUACAGUGAUGCCCUGUGCAGUGCAGGCUUGGGGGAGCCUGGCACUUCAGGGCCACGAUGUGUGGUGCGUGUGCACAGCACAGCUGGCGUGCACACGCACACAGUGAGGUUGGUGUUCCCUGGAAGCAUCAGAGUUACUGUGCACUGCAGUAAAACUUGCAGCAGAACGACCAUCCAGCUCUUGCACAGGAGACGUGGGAAGGAGGGGGCUCAUAGUGUGUGGUGCUUACCUGACACAAACCAAGGUAAGUGGCUGGCCCAGCUGGGAAGGUUGAGCACAACGUUAGGAAUCAUGAGAAAUCUGUUGGUGCAAACUGCCUUGCGUCCAGAGUAGUCUUGUAAAGAUCUGCCAGGUUGCCUUUGUGGAGAACUCAAUCGAGAACACUCUAGCACCAGAGUGCACACUUUGCACUCUAGUGCAAAUGGGAAAUAAUUCUACUGAAAGGAGAAUUUUUUGCUAUGAAACUUUUUGUGGGGGACAAAAACUGGGCUUACAGAACUUUUUAAUUUAUGUAUCUUAGAAGAAUAACAUCAAGAGGAUGUGCCGCAGCAGAUAUUUUUAAACAUUGUCAUCUGGGUUUUGUUUUUAAAAAUGACACCAUGAUAUGACUAACUCAAGGAAAACAAUAAAUGGCUUUUUUAUUAUUACAAGAUUUCUCUCGGUAGGUGGUUAACCCAAACAGCUGCUUAACAAUGAAGACAGAAACAGAAGUUUAAUACAAAAACUGCUGAACAAUUAAAGGCAAAUGCUUAAUUUCGCCACAGGGAAAUCUUUUUGCUAUACUGAUCUUCAGAGAUUCCUCUUGCACAACUAGCAAACUGAGUAAUUCUGGAAUUGAAGUGCCAGAUUCUGCCCUAAGUAACAGUAUUAUGCAGGUACAAUUCCAUUGACUUCAAUAAAAAGACACAAAUGAAAGGUCUGAAUAGGUCUGGAGUCUUGUGGAAAACUAACAGUAGAUGAAGUAGAUCUGCAUAUUAGUAAAGCCACAUAUCAUGAUUUUUUUCUGGAUACUACAAACUGUCCAGGAAAGUUGUUUUCUAUCCUGAAUAUAUCAAAGACUUCUGCUGCAGUCUGUGAAACAGAUCCUCCCCACUCAGUGAGUGGAUGCAGUGGCUGUUUCACAUUCUAGCAAUUAGGACUGGAAGUAUUUUAGGAGAGUUCUUUGUGAUUAACAAUAGGUUGGAUUGAUGACACUGAAAACUGAAGUCUCUUAGAAUGAGGGCAACUCUAACAGCAGCAUAACUUUACUAGCAAGUAGAAAAAGCUUUAAGGCUGCUGCCAUCCAAGAUUCUCCCAGCCAUGCAGAGAACAGGAAAUGUGAACAGGAGCAUCAGUUAAUUGAAAGAGGCAAGCCAUGAAAAGCAGUAGUCUUGCUGAACAUAAACAUCAACAGCAUAGCAUCCACUUUGGAACUGAUUGUUGAGGCUUUCUUUGUAGUUAGUGAAUAGAAAUAAGUUUAGUUCACCUCGUCCUAAAGCAAGCUUCUGUAAAGGUGAGAUGAACUCUGAUCUAAGUGUGCCUCUUCUUUUCUGUUAGUUAGAAGUGGUGCAGAUGGUGCAUGUGAUAUGCAAGUUUAGAUGACUGUUGUACGUACCCAAAGUUAGGCGAGAUAAACCCUGGUGUACUUGCUUCUCACAUCUAAUCAAAGUUAGAAAUUCACAUUUAGCUUACAGUCUUCCCCAUUGUAACAUGUAUUGUGUGUACAUCCAUAACUUCCAGAAGUCUUAUUACUCUUUUUAUGUAGAAAUUCUGCCAGGAGUGGUCACACCCCCUUUUUCUUUAGGUUGACCUUUUGUUUCAAAGCACUUGAAAAAAUUACUGACGCCUGUUUAAAAGGCUGUCUUCUUGACAUGCAUUUUGUGUGGCUGAGUUAUCUGUUAUCAUAUGAACAGAUACCACUUAAGCAACAUCUGUGACAGGAACACGAUAGACUCACCUUAAUUUCUUGCCAUAAAAUGUUUCUUAUGCGGUUUUCUGGUAGGCCAUUGAUUAUGCUAAUCAGUUAUGCAGUGCUAUGAGGAGUCUUUACAAGCAAGUUCUGAUUUCUUAACAGUAAAAUACGAGAAGCCUGGAAGCUGUUUGAAUCUGCGAAGCUUCACAUAAGAGUUUAAACUUAGCAAUAAACCUUCCCUGAAAGAUAAUCAGAAAGUAAAGGCUUUGUUCCUUUUCCUGUCCCUUGCUUUGUCAUUUCAAAAAAAAAAAAAAAAAGACUUAUACUAAGCAAGCUCAUGUAUAACAUCCAGGUACUUAUAACUUCAUGCUGAAAUUAAAAGAAGAGCCUUGCUUUGCCUGUUCAGAAGACUUUUUUGAAAGCCUAACUUUGGCAUACUGUCCUCUAAAGUACUAGAAUAUAUAUGGAGUUGAAUUGGUAGAAACAAGGUUUUUCUGUCCUCUCUACGCUAUUGGAAAAUUACCUGAAAUAAGCAGGAUAGGACCUUCUGGCAGGAAAAAAAAAAAAAAAGAGUGGAUCUGUUGAUUGACAUGGAAGAAAGAUACAAUCAAAUCUCUGUUAGCAUAACUGAAUGGGGUAGCACCAUCAGAUACUUAUGACAGUGUAUGGAAGGAUAGCUGUGAACCACAUAAGAAGUCCCAAACAUCCUUCAAAGUACUUUGAGACUCCACUGAUGAAAGUGAUUUAGUGGGUUAGCAGGUUGAAAAGUAAGCAUGUGAAUACUAUUUAAAAUAUUUGGCAAGUGACUUAACUGAAAUGAGGUACACGUGCUUCAUAUUUAUUGCAUAUAAUGAAUCAGAUAAGGAAUCUGAUCUCUUAGGAGGUCUAUAAUGGCAGCUCAAGAUAUAUUUGUGUAUCUUUCAUCCUUACGGCAAGAUCUUUGGCUUCUCUUCCCAGCAGAGAAUAAGGUGAAGUUGCAAGGGAGACUGGAGGGAAGGAGAGGCAUUUUCCUUCACAGCCCACAAUAGCAACCUUUGUGAAAGGAUUUGCUAUAGAAUUAGUCACCACCGGAAACAGAUUGUCAAAAAGAAAUCAGAAAGGGUCAAGGCGCCAGGGGAGCCUUGUCCCCAUUUUCCCUUUCUGUCCAUGAAGCAUCCAGAGAAAAUAUUGAGCAAAAGCAUUAUCUGAACUACAUAAUGGAUGUGUGAACUGCAUUGUCAAUGAGCUACAUAGUGAGCUACUGGCAUGGAUGUACUAUGCAGCCAAAAUGAUGAAAUCCUCAGAAUUUCCCCUGCCCCCUCCAGGAGAGCAGAGUUUCCUACUGGCCUUAAACUUCAAAAGCAAAAGUUGGUUCUCAUGUGAGAACCAACAAGUGAGUUAUGAGCUGGUUCUCGCAAAUACCUGAAGAAGUACCUAGUUAUAUUUAGCAUACAGAGAAGUGUAUCUGUAUCCACAAAGGAGCUGGAUGGUUGGCUUUGAGGAAGACCGUUCUGCCCUUGAAUUCUGUAUGAACUGAAAGACAGACAGAAUGGAUAAAUCCUGGUAUUUGGUUGCUCAUUUGCUUUCUAGCUGUGUUUUUAAAUUAAAGUAACUGUGAGAGCCAUGUUUUCUGCUGAAAUCCGUGUUGUCUAGGUGUCAGGAAUAUUCUGAUCAUGCUUACCCAGCUGUGCCUUGCAAGGUUUUCUGGUGUGCACCUAGGCUGGAUAAGAGAUACGUGUGAGGAUACUCGAUUGUAGCAGCAUUGGUGCUGACUUUCGAUUUGGGCAGUACUAGCUAGGGGUUUCAGAUAACUUUUCAGGCAGAAGCACAAAUGUCAACAAGCUCUCAGCUGCCGAAACGAUUAGGCAGUGGUUUUGUGGCUUGCACUCCUGCAUCGUAGUUGUCUCGGUUUCAUCUAAACUAUAUUUUGGUUGCUUAAAUGCAUUUUUGGAUCUGUCCCAGUGUCAUCAAACAAUCCGCUGCCUUGAACAGAACUAUCUCAAAAAAAGUACAAACAUAGCAAAAGUUUACAGUAUGUUAAAAUGGUCUAAUGUUUUUCAUUUUUAUUUGGAAAGCAGAUCUUCUAAAGUUUCAGAAUAUUGGAAACCCUCGUUGUGUUCCAGUACUUGCUGAAUAGCCUUGUUUCAAAGAGAUUAGAAUAAGUAUCCUAUUAUCCUGUGAUUAAAAAAAACCCUAAAACGUACCAUGAUUUCACAGUCAUACAGAGUAAAAUUUUGUCCAAGAAAUGUCAGAAGAAAACUGCAGCCAGUCUUGUGAUGUUAAUAUUUUUAUAGUUAGCAGGACAGUUGUGAUACUUGAAUAAUGCUUUGGAAAUAAUAUGUAUACGUGUAUUAGGAAAUAUACUUAAUCUGCAUAUGAACCCAUUUUUUGGAUUAAAGUCUGUAUGCAUACAGCUGUAGCUGUUCCUUGUAUUAAUUGUAAGUGAAUGUUGUUAAUUUAUGGGUUCUGAUAGGACUGUACCCAAGCAAAAGAAAGUAGAAAUAGUAUUCUGCUUUGCUCAAUUCAGUCAAAUGAAGUAAAACUAAGAGGAGACCCAGGGGUCCUAUACCACACAGUCCUUGGAGAUAGCAAAGGAAAAAAUCGAAAACCUUCUGUCAACUGCUGCAGGCAUUAGUAAGUCAAAAUAGUGACGUGAAUGAGGUUCUGCCUAUGCAAAGGCUGCACAGGGAGGCUUCAGAAAAAGACACUGAACAAAUUAGAAAUAAAUAUGCAAACUUUGCAAGGGUUAAAUAGUUUAUUAAAAAUAAAUGUAUUGAUUUAUUGAUUCAGGGGGAGACCAAGUAUUAUUCUGAAUAAAAAAAGUAUUAGGCCAGAACUUCUUUUCCAAUUUAAGUUGGAAUGCGUUACCUUUCUGCAGUAGAGUAUACAGUUACUUCAGCUAGCUUUAAAUAUAAUAGCAGAUAUAGAAAGUAGUCUGUCUGUGGAAGGAGAAAUGAGCUUUCACCAAACUCUGUGCCUGUAGCUGAAUUCUUGUUAACAAAGCUUUUCCUUGCAGGGAAAUGGAUUCUGUGAUCUCUUUUCAGUAGUAUCCACUGCAGGAAUUGAGGUAUGGGUAUUUUAAACAUGAUUGGUAGUAUUGCCUACUUCUGAUUUGUGGAACUCAUCUUGAGGUGUCUAUAAUGAAACCAUUUAUCAAAAAGCAUUGCACUAACUGCAAAUUAAAAGAAGACCAAGAUGAUGAAUCACAUUGAAGCUCUGCUAAUCUGCAGGACUCUUGAACGGACUUUUGAAUGUAUGGGUCCGAAUAUACCCUCUGUACCUCAAAAAAAGUAAGCAACAGAUAAUCAAUAUUUCUAAAGGUUUAGGUAAGAAGAAGAAAUGGGGAGAAGCGGGGUAGAUUGAUCUUCAAAUUGUCUUUCUGUCGUGUCUGUUUCUUUGGUAAUAAACUGCUCUUCAUGGUGUUUCAGGAACUCCACAAAAACAUUCUUCCUCUGCGGAUUUUAUUAGAGAAGUCAAAAUGAGGAUGGUAGUGGCUACCCUCCUGCUAAGGGCCAAAGUCCGACAAGCCUGUGCUUGCUCUCUGCUUCAAGUACAAAAGGGCAGGAGUACAGUCACGGGGGCCGCUUUCCCUCGGCGUUGCUGGCAGCGUGCUGCUCGAGUGGGCCAUACAGCUCAGCCUCUCAACAUGAAAGCAAAAAUACAGAAAGUGGAAGCUUUGGAUGAAAAUCAUUUUGUCUGUGUUCACUGGGAGGAUGGAAGCGAGAGCCGUUUUCCUUGCGUCUGGCUGAGAGACAACUGCCAAUGCCCUGACUGCUUCUUGCACUCUGCCAAAGCACGCAAAUUGGUUUUCGAGGACCUGGAUGUUAACAUUGUGGUAAAGGAUGCCACUUUGACAGCUGGAAAUAAGUUAUCUAUUACAUGGCCAGAUGAACACACAAGCGAAUACGAAGCUGAUUGGUUGAAAAAACGAUGUUUCUCUGAAGAAGCCAGAGCAGAAAUGCGAAAAGAUUUAUUUUUACCAGGUGGGAUUUAAAACCAAAUCUGUCGUGCGGGUUUCAAGUUCCGGUGGUCUGACAUUGACAGUCCUAUUUAGAAAUCCUUGCAUGAGAAUGAAGUCUAGCAAACUGGAGCAGCAGAAACCACUCUUGGCAGCUCAGUGCCCGGCUGUGCACACAAAACAGGCUCGCACCUUUGUCCUUUUCCUUCUUCUAACCUGUGGAGCGUAGGCAAAGAGCAGUCACUGUUGACUGCUCUGUCCUGGGCCAUUUGCAGACUGAGAAGCGUUCAGCUGUUUGGGCUGUAUUUAGUUUCCCUAAAGCCAUUUACCCCCAGAAAAAGUUAGUAGGUCUGAAGAGUGAGGCUUGUGGACCAGCGUACAGACUCCUUUGGCCUGUGUGAAAAAGCAAAUGUGUGUGUUGUUUACAUUAUUUAAAUUUAUUUUUAGAGAGGUUAUUUAGAUAGAAUUGCAAGAGAGUUUUAAUUGAAAUGAAGCUGUUCUUUCCUUUUCCUGGCCUUCUGCUAAAAAGUGACUGUGUAGCAUACCAGUAUUUUGUGCUGAAGUUCAGGCUGUGUUUGCUCUGCAUCUAAUAUUUACUGCAGUAGUUGACUUUAUCUUCAGAUAAUGAAGCACUUUGCGCAACUUGCAGUGUAACAUUGUUCACUUUUUUUGCACUACAAAUGGCUUACCCUUUCAGGAAAUGAUUGUAAGAACAUAAGGUUUGUCAUGAUACAUAGAUGCAUGUUAUCAUUUCUUCUUUCUUUGGCAAUCCUUCAUAUUGUGAGUAUUUGGAAAAGUAAAGACAUUGUGGAAGCUAGCAAGACUUUUUUAGCCUUUGUGGGGGAAUCGAUGUAAAUUGACUGUGGCUCUAUUUAAUGCCCAGACAAGUCAGGCUAGAUCUCUAGUUGUGUAUAUUAGCAAAGGUAUCAAUAACUGAAGUUUUAGUAUUGCUUCUGUUUUGUCCCAUCAUGAAAUCUAACUGGAUGUGAUUUGCCUUCACAUGCACGCAUUUACACAGUGCUUACUCUCAACACCUAAAUAUAAUGCUUGUUUUGGAGGCCAGUUUUCCCCUCUGCUACUACUCUUCUCUAAUGAAACAGUACAAAUAAAAUGUACAGUAAAGAUAUGUUUUUAUUCUCUGGGCAAUGCUUUGCAAAUUCUGUUUUCCAUGAUUGAUGUGAGGAAAUGUGUGUGUGAAAUUUACACUAAAUAAGUGCCUGCACUAACUUUGGCUUUGUUCAUUCAGCUCUUUCUCAUAUUCCCGGAAAAGAGAUGGCUGGUUAUAAUAGAUAGCUUCUUCUAGCUUUUCUCAGAUUCCAUUUGGAAAAAAGGCUGCAAUUAUAAAUCAUGUGAGUUUGCUUGCUAGAAGUUUAAAACCUGUUUCUCAUUGUGUUUAAGGUAAGUUUAGAAUUAGCUUCCUUCUAGUCAGUGGAGUUACACCAGUGCAAAUUAUGUGCUCUUAAAUAGAGAAUCAUGUCUCAGCAGUAUAGUGUUACAGAUGGUGACAAGAAACCCCAGGCCUGUGUACUGGUUGAACAAAAAUCAGAGCAAGCCCACCAGCAUGCUGUAGUUCGAGGUUAACCUUCACAGCUGACAUUGCAGCUACAGCUUUUUAUUUAUUUAUUGUUACAAGCAGUUAUUUGCUUUUGAUGUUGGACAUUUGCCGUUUCUUCUGUGAUAAUUUUUUGUCUUAAUUUCUGAUUCCAAAAGUUAGGUGUCAGACGUGUCAAGCCAGAAAAAAAGAGCAGAUCAGAUUUUUACUGUAUGAUGCAAGUAACUAGUAACUCUGUCAGUAUGACAAAUUCCCCCUUUAAACACAGUGUCAGCUCUUACCAGUGUGGUGUGCAAAGCCCACUAUUUAUGUACAGUAAGGCUCUUUUCAGCCCAGCUUACAGGAUUCUUCCAAAAGAGCAGCAAAACAGCCAUUUGCUACUUCUCCAGUUCUGGUGUCUCAAAGGUAUUGCCUGAGAUCUCUUUUUGUAUUUGCUCUUUGGCCUGUGUGUGAUGUAGCUGUGAGUUCUGAGCUGCAGGAGGAAACAUGCACUAAUACAGACAAUCCAAACCAGAGGGUGUCCUUUGUCACAGGCACUGCAGCUCAGUGCUUUGUUUUUCAGUUCUUGUUUAUUUUGUCAUGCAGAUCAUAACAGUGCAACCUUCCAGAGCUUUAAUUUCAGUAUUUCAGCUGGCCAUUAGUUGCUUUGCUACAGUGAUCUAUGGCGUGGGCAAUUAGAGAGCUGAGUUGCUAGCAGAGUAAGUCACACUUUUUGAAAAACAUAAAUGCAGCUGCUUGUAGGCAAGCUUGUGCACUGUGUGUCUGCAGUGCCCAUGGUUAGGUCUUGAAGCUUUAAGUAUUAUCUAAAUAUAGGAGUUGGUAUAUACAGUCCUCUAAAGUGUAUGCAUGUGUCAGGUGGUGGUGCUCACACAAAUCAGACAUGCAUAAAAUAUGUUUUCCAAAACAGUGAUGCAUGCUUUCCUACAAGACUUUUAAGUAUUUUGCAGUUGAUGGCAAUUAUUUGAGUGAAAUAUUUGCCUGUCAUUAGCUUCAUUGCAGAUCAGUUCCAAUAACCAUUUUGCAUUUUCAACUUCUCUGGGAAAAAGUCAGAAUUUUCUUUGGAAGCUUUUUCUGAAAGUAACUCCCUGUUCCAGGAAACUCUUGCACCAAUUAUUUCUGAACUGCAUUUUCAUCAAGGAUGUAAAGUUACUGUCUAUUGGGAAAGGAUGUUAGAAACAGAUGUCUGCUAGGUUACUUGCUUGUUUGUUUGUUUACACUAUUUUUAUAAAAGAAAAUUAAUUUUUUUGAGAUUAUUACACCACAUGCCUCCAGCUAACUGCCUAUUACUUUUCAUUUAGUGGAUAUUACUGAGGGUCUAAAAUGGAGGGAGGGGAAAAAAACCCUGAGUAAAUGCAGUAUUUAAAAUCUAAAAAGUUCCCAGUUUUCCUAUCCAGGCAUUUUUAGAGUACUAAAUACAUUUUUAAAAAAUUAAUUUCAGUUGCUUUACUCAGAAAACAAGCACAUGAAUGAAAGAGGAGGAGAGCUGUUUCAUUUAUCCCCCAGUAAAAGAUUUUAAGCUGCCUCUUAGUACCCACUGUAGAACAUCAUGUGUAUGUAAAUGCUGAAUAAUUCCAAGUGUGUUGUUGGUGCUUGCACAGUGUCUGUAGGAACUGGGCAGAGGCUCUCUUCUGCUUUCCUGCAAACAGUAGCAUAGGUGGGUUUUUGUGGCUAAAUUGGUAUGAGCACAAAUUGUGAUUCAUUUGUUUUUUUCCAAGUUACUCUGUUGAAAACAGAGUGAUGGAUGGAUGCAGUGAUGGACUGAUUCUAUCCAAAGCAGUUCUUUCUUCCCAUUUUGAAAAACAGGUAGCUCUGAGGUUUUAUUAGUCACAAUGUAACGGGCCAGUAAAGACAAAAAUGAGUUGUACAAGACCUUUGUUUUUAUCCCUGAUGAAGUGUGCAGCUACAUUUGUAAAGAGAGAGCUUUUUCACCUGACAAUUGCAACUCUGUUGUGAAAAUGAGAACCAAGACUGCCAAGUGCUAAGGUCUCAUUCCUAGCUGCCUUUCCCACCCACCCAGUUUUUAGAACGUAAUUUCAUUUAUUUCUACUAUAGUACAAUGGAAAAUAUGUUAGCUGUCGUCAAGUAGUGGAAAAAAAUGUGCUGUGCUGACAUGAUAAAGUAACGAAGAACAUGAAUGGGAUCAACUACCACAAGGAAAUUCUGGCAAAGAGUACGGUCCCUGUUUAGAAUAGUUUCUUGACAGCGUCUCUAGCUGUAGGGAGUUUUGUGGAUAAAGGAGGGAAUAACAUCCCUGUUGUUCAGAAAUGGGUGAACAACAUGCUUUGUGUGGCACACCAUUUUAUAUCAGACCUUUAUAUAGAGCCAUAUUUUGAAAUAUUGUUUACUGAAAGACCUUAAAUAUCUUAGCAUCACAGCAUCUGUUUUGGUUUUAUUAUUUAGGCUUUCCUGUCCUUUUCACAAUUCUGGAGCAGCUAAUUUGUCAGAAUGUAAAUACUGGAGAACAUACAACCUUUUCACGUGGGGCUGAGGAGGAAAUCUUUAUAAAUAUUGCUUUUUCAAUAUUGACCUAUUCUUUGUCUCUCUCUUGCUGAAACUACUGCUCUUGUACUUACCUUGCUGUGAUGGUCUCUGGGACCAGUCAGGAGAGGAAGUCCUUCACUGCAGUUCAUGCAAAAAUGCAUCGAUUAAAAGUAGUUUGUGCAUGUAUCAGGCGUAAGUGUUAGAAAUUAGACUCCAGCCCUAUUGCAGCUACUGGAAGGACUAAUACUGGAAUCAGUAAGUUAGAAUUAAACCCUAAUAUCUCUCUGAAAAAGCAAUUAUUAUUAAUAAUAAUAAAUAUGUAAAGCAUAAAAGAUUAAAAAGGCUGUGGAAAGAUCUGUGCUGAAACUAUGAAGAAGCCUCCAGACAAGCCACUCUGUGGUACUUAUCAAAUGCAUCUGGUAUAAUUAAUUGUCCACUAGUCAACUGUAGAAAGCCAGUAUGAUGGUCAGCCAGUUUCUCCUUUGCCAAUAGUAGAAACAUUUAUUGUGCACACAGCCUUGAGCUGAUGUUUAAAUCCUGCAAGUUAGGCCCCAUUUUGGAUGUCUUUGUUGCUGUAUAUGACUCUUGAUUUUAGGCAUGGCUCUAAAAAUUUUUUCUACUUCUUUUUGUUCAUGGAGACAAUGGCUUUCUAAUAUUUGGAAAGCUUUAUUCAGUACUAUAAAGGCCGUGGUUUGGUUUGUGCUCUAACUAUGCAAGUUUGUUCUUCGAUUGCUUUUCAUAAUUUUCUUUGGCAUAUUUAAAUAUUAUAUGCAGUGGUCAGAUUCAUAUUAUUAAAGUGCAGUAUUUGACACUGUCAUGCAUGAAAUUUUCGUGAAUGUUCUAGGGAAAUGGGCAUAGGUAAAAUAUGUAGUAAGAAUUGCAGGGAAGUGGUGGAAAGCAAUAUUCAAAGAGUAGCUCUAAUAAGGUUUCCCAUCAGUUCAGAAUGAUACGUCUAGAGAAGUUCUUCCAAAGUGUGUACUUUAUGCAAUAGUAUUCCUUAUUUUCAUCAGUGACUAUGAUGGAGUAGAAUAGUCACAUUGAAUUUGGAGAUGACCCCAACCAGGGGUGGACUAUCAGAGCACUGAAGGACCAGGAUUAGAAUGCUAAAUGACCUUAACAAGCAGGAGAAAUGGUAAGGACAUAAAGGAAAGCUUUACUGGGUUGGACCAAUAGUUCCUCAAGCCCACUGCUUUAGUGUCCAGUAGUAGCGUAGGAAAAGCAUGGGAGCCAAGCUGCUCCCUGCAGUCCAUUCCCUUUGUAUUUCUUCAAUGUCCUCAGUCAUUGCAUCAGGGAUGAUAGUGUGUACACUCCUGCCUUUUUCCUGUAGUAUCUGUUUUAGAGCUAUUGUCCAUGAAUUUGUCUAAUCCCUUUUUUGAGCGUGUUAUUUGCUCCACAGCUUCCUGGCUGCACAAUCCAGAACUCUGUUUAGAGAGACAGCUAGGGAGACAAGAAAGUAAAGCCCUUAUGUAUUUCAAAGAGUUUCUUCUAAUAUUGUGUGCCCAUGUGAAUAAAAGUUCAGCAUUCACCUUAUGCACUCCCUUCAUGAUCUUCAGGGUUUAUAUUUCCCCUCAGCCUUCUCCUCUUCAAAUUGAGAAGUCCCAACCUUUCUGGUCUCUCGUUGCAGCUGCUUCAUCUCCUUAAUCAUGUUAGCUGCCAUUCUCUAUCUUCACUUUGGCCUUGAGCUGCAGAGACUGGGAAAUGCCUACUGUACUAAAGAUAUGGGUACACCAGAGUUUUACAUAUUGGGAAAAUGAGGCCUUCCAGCCUGAGGAAAGUAUGAUACCAUUCGACAGGGUCAACUGUAAGACUGUAACUGUGAGGCUAGGCAAACGUGUGAGUACAAGGUAGGGAAAUAACCAUCUGGGUGGCAAUUUUGCAGAAAAGGUUGAUGGAGUUGAUACUCUUCACAGACUGCACAUGGGUCUACACUGGCAGAUUGGUUUGCGAUCAGGGCAAAAAUUGUUCAAGUCCAAAGAAAAAUGUAGCCUGCAAUGCGGGUGAGGUCAUCCUGCCACUCUGUUUGAUGCAGGGAGAAUUCCAUAGGAGUAUAUGAUCCCUUGGCACCCCGCAUCAAGCAAGACUGCACAGUGCUCCUUGGAGAGCACUGAAAAUGAUUAGUGGUCUAGAAACAUCUAAGAAAUCAAAUGCUGCUGCGAGAGAGAGAGAGAACAGUUGUUUUCCAUGUGCAGGAUAGGCACUUCACUUAUACAAAUGCAUGUGCAUACAUGUGAACAGGUUUUCUUAAUGCUAUUUAGAAUGAGAAAAAAAUUGAACUGAGACAAACUGUAAACAAUUCCAAAUUAAAAAGAAGAUUUUAAGUCAUAAAGUGGGGUGAAGUUUUUCAUAGCAAUAACUUUAAAAGGUGCACUAGAUUUCUUUCCUCCCAGAUACCAACUGCUGCUGCCUUCCAUACAUUUCCCAAGGAUUAGUAAUAGUUGGAACUGUACACAAUGCAUUUUCAGCUGCUGGCAUGUUUAUCACAGUGUCAUUACAGAGUACACUUGGAAAUGUCAGGGGAGAAAGGUUAUUCCUGCAGUAGCUGACAGACCAAGCUCUUGGCUGCGUCAGUAUGCCACUGGAGGACUGGGAUCUGGUAGCCCUUCUUCUCUGAAGCAUAAGGUAGGAUUUAUAACAUGCAGUCUGUAAGCAUUCACGUACUGGCCUGUGCCUUUCAAAAUAAAUAAAAAAAAAAACCACUAAGGACACUGGCUGCACUUGUCACUGAAAGUAUAAUCAUUUGAGGAAAUGGAAACCUCACGGUCAGUGUAUAGCCUAUCCAGGGCAAGAUUUAACUGUAUUUGGCACUCCCAAUCUAUUUUUAAACACAAAUUAGCUAAACAUCACAAAGUGCCUAAGAGGAUGCUUUACUUGAACCAUUUCUCAGUUUUAGUAUCUGCCUGCUGAGUAACAGUGAACAGUCUGGUUUUCUUGAAAUUUUGCAAUUUCCUCGUCAUAGUGGUACUAUAAAGAUUAAGCAUCUGCUCAGCCAGUGGGCAGUUUUGACUCCUGAAUGCACUGCAGGGCCUGGAAAAGGAUAAAUUCCUAGUGCCUGGGUGGGAUUCACGUUACUGACUAUGUCUACACAGAGAAAAGAUUUCUCUUGCAGAUUAUUUGUAGAAGCAUUUUGUGUUUUGUUUUUGUCUCCUUCACCUCCAUGUAGUUGAAAACAUGAGUCUGAUGACCGACUUCACUGUAGUGGUCUGGUAGGGAGGAAGACCAAAUGAGUUGUUGUUCCUAGGCUGUUUUCCACUGUUUAGCUGCAAGGAUCGGGUCGGCAGAUUUGUUCUAUAGAGAUCAAAGACAGUUCCAGAGGGAUAUGCUGAACUUGAACUAGUUUGUGCUGUCAUGGCAUGGUUUGGCUGACCCAUUAAAUCUACAGAGAAUGUGCAAGUCCACUCUGCACAUGGGCAAAGUAAGUCUCGCUUCUCUGCUGCUGCAGCUCUUAGCUGGUUUAUAGCUCCCUAAACCUAGGAGCUAUUUGUCUUGAUGCUUGGCUUCUGGAAAAGCAAUUGAUUGCAACAAAAGCCAAAACCCCCAACACCACAGCCAUUGACUGCAAAAGGGACAUCCUCUCUUAGGCACAACUUCUGGUGAGCACGGUGAGAAUCAGAAAUUUCAACAAGAGUACUUGAAGGUUUAGGCACUCCAAGGAGCCUGGGGCUCUUGAAACUGCAGUUAAAUGCCAGGUGCAUGGAUGUAUUUCCCAAGGUGGGGAAAAAUCUCUUGGUAUAUUCCUUGGAAUAAAACUCUAAACCUUUUUUUAUGUAAAGAAGACUAGGAAAAUAUUUUUUAGCAAGACCAUAAGAACAGUUAAGAAGAAAGAAUUUGAACUGAAAUAUUCCAUUAGUUUUCACAUGGUUAUUUACCUGCACCAACAUUGAAACUGAAGUUUGUCUUUCAAAGAAUAUUUUUGGCAGCUCACUUAGCGUACUAAAAGCUUUUUUAAUUCAAUAACUUCUAAUAGAGAAGAAGGAAAACAUUCAUAUUUUAGUCCUUCCCCCAUCACACGAAUGUGUGAAGGAAUGUAUUAUGAGUAAAACACACUGGAGCAGUGAGUAGGAGGCAGUGGAGUGGUCUCACUAAGGAAUUUAAUGAGGUGAGAUUUUAUCUCGCCUCAAGGAUUGCCCUUUUUUCAUUUUGUGAACAUUUCAUGAUACUGAGGUCCUUGUCAAUCGUCCUGCAUCUUCAUUGAAACAUAGGUUAAAGUACAGAAGGCAGUCUGUGUAGGUAGCUUAUAUUUGGAUAUAUGCGUUGUGUUUCUUGGGCAGUCUUUAAGGUAGCCUUAGCCAGAGAAAUAAGGAAUAGUAGUGACUGGAAAUUUGCAGACUUUGCAACUAUUGACAAUUAUAACUACGUCAUGUCUCAGUUCAGUCUUUCCUCAGCUCAUUUUAGUUUAUACUUGCUACCUGUAUCUAGAGAGAGAGAAAAACCUUACCCUUUAAAUCCUUUUGAGUUGUAGUAGCAUCCCUCACUUGCCAGGUAGCAUUCAGAAGUCUGAUUCUGGAAGUUACUUGCUUUAUGCUAAUGUAAGAGUCUGCUCAUUGCAGCCCUGGAGUCACACGUGGCCAAAAAGAAAAAAAAAAAAGGUAAGUUUGUAUUGGUAUGUCUGCUGAGGGGGCAAUGGAAUAAAGCAAAACGUGGGUGUUUAUAAAUGAUGCAGUCUGUAUUUUCCAAACACUUUUGGUCUCACUUUUAGUAUCUAUAUUAUCUCUAUGAUUAAUUGGGUAGGUUAACUGAAUGUUAGCUAAGAUAGCAGGUAAGUUAGAUAUGAUUUAAACAAAAUAAUUUUUCUUUGAAAUAUUAUAAAUCUUCUGCUUUAUUGUGCCCUUUCUAACAAAUAAUCAGCUUCAGGCUUAAAAGACUUAAAAUGAAAGGAAAUCCAUUACAGCUGAGAGUUCUCACCUAGUUAUAAGAAUAGGGGCUCUUGAUUCAACAUUUAAGAACAAGCUUAACUAUAACACUCUUUCAUGUUAAGCGAUUUCUGGAAAAACUAGAAGAAUCGAUCUAAAAGUAAAAGUAAGAAAUAGCAUCUUUGUCUUUUUUACCUAUUACCGUGCAACAUCUCUGGUAUGAGAGAGCGUGUGCGCGUGUGCGUGUAUGUUUGUGUGCAUGAGCAUACAAACUAGUAUUCUAAUGGCAGACUGAUGAGACAUUCAAGUGAAAGUGAGAAGAGAUCAAGGAGGUAGGACGGUUUGUAUUCAGGUGAUAUAAAUCAGAAAUAAGUCUUUCUUGUAUAGAAGAGAGAAAUUGCCCCACAUCCAUUCCUGGGAAGUCCAGUAACCUAGAAUGGCAGGCAUGUGGCCAGUUGUAUCUGUCUAUAUGGUCAUUUAUAUAAUGUCAUUGACCCUGAUUUUCAAAUCAAGUGACCGGAAUACAGCUCAUUUCCUUGUUCAGCACAUUAAUGUGUGAAAUUAUUAAUACCUCCCCCCGCCCCGAUCUGAAAUCUAUAAAAACCCAAGGUAGUAUCAAAGCCCCUUGGGAAUGUGAAUUGCCAGAGUUCUUUUGCUUGUGUAAUCAGCAGAGCCAUCCCAGCUGAAGUCAGUAAAGUGAACAGAGUGUUGUCAUGGGUGAUUUCUAAAGGCUUCUAUGUAAUAUAUGCUUGCUUUUUAGUUACAAAAUGUUUUUUUUUCCUGUCAUAACUUGCCUAUGAAUUAGCAUUUAAGACACUAUCUGAACAUUUAGGGUAAUGCAGAUGAAGACAUACUAGUAAAUGUUUCAAAACAUGGGAGUUGUUGAACUCUGCCAGGCCGACGAUCCAUCUAGUGGCUGGUAGUAGAUAGGUCAAAGCAUAGAGCAAAAGAGGUCCAUAUUUGAUGGCUCUGCCGUCUUAGAUCUGAUUCCUCCAUUCAGCAGUUUCUUCCCUAUUCACUAGUAAGCCAGGUAGCUCAGAAAAUAAAUUAUGUUGUUCCCUGGACAGGAUGCAUUAACCACAGAAUAAUGGGAGAUUUUGCUGAACAUGCUUCAGUGCAACACGUGCCAACUGUUUUUCUUUCUGGCUGCAUGUACAAAAGAGGGGAAAAAAAGAGAGAUUUGAGAUCUGAUUAUUCUGCUUGGGCCCUAAUUCACAAGCUAGAAGAACCUCAGCAUUUUUUGGACCGCUCGGCUUUUGCUUUCAGCUCCCAGUUCCAGGGUACUGUUACUAAAUUAUUAAAUCAUGUUGCCAAGGUGGCACCCCAGUUCCCCCAGCUUGGCUCAAUUUUCCAGUGCAGUCGAUGGCAGUUUUUGUUCAGUCUCCAGGCCCACUUAUUUGCCACCACCCAGUUCCCCAUGCAGUUUCCCAGAGUUUCUCCCCAGCUAAAUGUGUAUCUUCCUCCUCCCUGAGAGUCGUUCCCAUGUCUCAGAGCACAGGUUUCCUCCAGUGUGGUUCUGGAGAGAGCCUGCAAUGGAGAGCCGGGGAAGGGCUCCUCUCCUCUUUCUUUCUCCUCUCUCUCCACCCCUCCCUGCAGCUACAGGUGAACUCCUGUAGAGUGAAAUGGCUCUGUGUGCAGCAUAGCAGUCACGACCCUUUCAGAUUUGAAGCUGGAGAAAGUUCUGGUGUGAAGCCUCUUCGUAGACUUUUAUUGUGAUGAGUUUAAGGGGGUUGUCAGAGAAUUCGCUGGAGCAUAUUUCUGACCUUGCCUCAGUCACCAAAUUAGAGGAAAUGAAGUCUGUCAGCAGAUUGCUGGAUUUUUUAAAAUGUGAGCAAAGAAUGUAUUUUUUUGCUCACUUUUGUUCUCAGAAACAGUUGAUCACUUUGGCUUAUUUUUCUCCAAAUAAAUUCAGUAUAAGGGAAACAUUCAGCAUAAAGAAUUCAGCCCAGAGGAUUAAAUUUAGCUGAAGUUAUAAGCAAUUGAAAGGAGAGUUUUACAGUAGAAAAACAGAUUUCUGGGGAAAUCUUAGGCCACUUAUUAUUAAUAGCUCUUUCAAUGUUAUGUUAUAGCUAAUGAUAUGUAUUUUGUAUCUGUAUGUUAUAAAUAUGCAUUGAUAAGUGAUAGGGCAAUUAAAAGGGAGAAAACAGUUACAGAUGAUGCUUUCUAGCAAGGCCAUUUAAUAAAACUUAGAUCUUGCACUUGUAAACUUGUAAUCAUUUCAGUUUAGUAUCUAUAAAAAAUUCUUACAAGUUAGUUACAAUUUAUAACAAUACAAUCACUAUUAAGUGCCUGUAGCAGCAUUCUUUCAGGUGUGCUGGUAACCAUAUGGGAAUAAAUAAAUAAACAGAAGACCAGAAUGUGUUCAGCAGUCUAAAGAUGCUGUUCAGUACUUCAGAAUUUUCUUUUCUGUAAUUCUGCCCAUGCUGGAAGAAAACCACUAGUAAUUGUAAAGCACAAAAUAAAAGUGUUACCCACAAUUGUGGAGUUCAGUAUGCUGUGGCAGUAGUACAGACAAAUUAAAUUGAAGUGACUACAUCAACAACUGCCAGGAUCCAAAAAAUGUCCUGUUGAGAAGCUUUACUUUGGGCUGCAUGAUUAAUUUCCUGUCUUUUCCCUUUCUGUCUACAUUACUAUUUCCUUGAGUUCUUGGCUAAAUGCAUGAGAGCCAUUAAAACUUAGGUGUUAUCUGUUUCAGUUUUGUCUAGCAAAAUUGGUCCUGGCAGGAUUAGUUGGGGAUGGGAGUGGUAGUGGCUUGGAUUAUUUUAACAAAGUAAUCCUGGCAUAGGAAUAUUGAGGGCAUAGUAAAGACAGAGUCCUACGGUUUAGUUCUUACCCUAGUUUUUGCCUCCAGUGAACUGCUAUAGCACUGCCUUUCAUCACAGAAAAUUAAUUUGAUUUGAUGAAUGUCUCUAAAAAUCUUUAGAAGUACUUGACUGGAGUAGUUUUAAAUAGAUAGUUAACAAAGAGAUUCUUCUUGCAGUAUGUGGAUUCUUCCUGUAGCUUCCCCAUAUGGCAAAAUGAGACUAUCAGUAGCUUUUUCUAAAUCUCUUGUAUGUUACUGAUAUGAUCAUGAUUUGAGUUUGCACAAAAUUGUAUGUGGAAAAAACAGAAGGCAUAUAUAUUGAGCUGUUCCUCAACUGUAUUUCAGUUUGUGGAAGUCAGGGAAGCCUCCUUUCACUUACAGAAGAGCAGCCGUACUAUUAUUGUAUCUCUCAGCUUUAUAAUAAACUGAAAAUGACAGUUAAGAAAGUCCCAGUGAAAUGGAUGUUCAAGGUUAUAAUUACACAAUUUCUGAAGCACAUAGAUCAUGCUAUAUUUAGCCUUGUUUCAUGUGAGUCCGCUGAUCUUAUGUUGAAAUUACUUUCCUCAUCUGUGCUUUGCAGUGGUCCUGCUAUAUCCCUUGCUGAAGGUCUGGCACAUGUUCAAUGUAGCAGGAAAGUUUUUACAGUUUAGCUGCCAAACUGAAAAAUGUCUAUGGAGCAUCUGCAAGCCAGUAUUUUCCAAAGAUAUAAAGCUUGGCCAAAUUUCACUAGUUUCACAGGAAUGGCAAAUGUACAUCCCUAAUACCUGAAAAACUUGCCAAAAUUGACACUUGAAAGAAUGAAAGCACUAAAAUUUCUCAUCUAAGCUGACAUAAAAAAUGUGACUUGGCUACACUACUUAUUUUUCAUUGGUCUAGGCUUUUGGACCAUUUUUGUUGCUGUUGAAGCUCUCCCAAAAUAUCAGCCUUUAGAUGUUAUCAUGGAAAACUUCAGCCCAAAUGGUCCAAGUUUAGCAAGUUAUAAGCCAGUGAAACCAAUUGUUAUAAAGAGAAGUGCUAGGCAGCUUUAGUAAUAGAUACUUUCACCAGCUGUACUUUAUGAUGAGAAAUGUUUAAUAUACAUGAAAGAGGGAAACUGAAAACACUGGCCCCACAUUAUUGUGCAGGCUUCUUCAUGGAGCUGUACCAGAAAUCUCAACUGUAAAACCUUUUAACCUAAUAUAUUCCAUCUGUCUGAAGCACAUUUUGGAGUCUGUGUAAGACUCGGGAUCUCGCUAUGGAAAGGUGAAGGAGGAAAAACCCAUUAUUAGCCACUGAGGACAUCCUGGAUAUCUCCAUUGCAGUGUCAGAACCACUUGGCAGUUAUCUAUGCAGAGAGUCAUAACUUUAAUUCCUGCCUAGAUACGUCUUUCUUUGGCCAUUAAAAUAAAGUGGCCUUAGUUUCAGAAUGAGCAACCUUUUGGUAAGAGUUAAAAAUUAGUCCUGGCAAGGAAAAAGUUUUGUGUCUCCUGGGCACAAUUUACAUCUCUUAUUGAAACCUCCUUUAGACAUGGCCAUAUUAUCCUUCAUCAUGGUACAGAUACAACUUUUGCACAUACUUAGCAGUGGCCAGUUUUACACCAAAAUUGAUGCUUUUUCAGUGAAAGAAAAGAUGGGACAAGGCCAAUCACUUCCAAUAAUCCUGUUCUGUGAGCUAUAUGUAAAGGUCUAAAUCAGAUGGUACUGCUAUGUUUCUGCACAUGAUUGCCUUGCAUUUUUCCAAUGGAAAAAAAUCACAGAGAAUUGUCUUCAAGAGUAUGUUAGAGUGCUUUUACUCUAAGUGGAAACGUGAUGAUUCAAGUCUCAGGUGCACAGACCUUGUAAAAGGUUUAGAAGUAGAAAGGACCACAGCUCCUGUGGCCUUUAGGCCUGUUAUAGCCUACAUUAUGGGAACAUCUCCCAGCACAGCUGGAGAUGGACAAUUCAGUCUGCACAAUUUUAGAGUAGGUUGCAAGUCCUGCUCCUUAUUGGUGCAUGGCUGCACAUUUUGAAUGUUUGCUUGUAAGCUCUAUAUGCGGAAAAAGACACCAUCCUUGCUGGCAUUAGAAAGAAUGAAGAUAUUAAAUGAUGAAUGCUUCAUUAUGAGUAAUAACGAGGGAGAAGGCAUCAGAAAACAGAAUAUAGCAGGAAUUUAAAGUUUACCUCUGGCAACCCGAAGGGUGAAUAGAUGAACACAGGUGACCCUGGAGCAAAAGCCAGUACUGGAAAUUGACAACUAGGAAAGCUGAAGCCUUCUUAGUGACCUCUAGAAGAUGAUCAAGGUGAUCCACGAGGUCAAACAUGAAGCCUACUUAUCUGAGGUUAUCUGACAUCACCGAUUAGG
This is a messenger RNA of Struthio camelus australis, 21363 nucleotides long. The record is from RefSeq and is a predicted model, not a curated record. Lineage: Eukaryota; Metazoa; Chordata; Aves; Struthioniformes; Struthionidae.